Molecule: messenger RNA, 7636 nt
Organism: Pseudophryne corroboree (corroboree frog)
Lineage: Eukaryota; Metazoa; Chordata; Amphibia; Anura; Myobatrachidae
Gene: MYO7A
Product: myosin VIIA
Exons: 50
Coding region: 165-6755 (2196 amino acids)
Cellular component (GO): cytoskeleton; myosin complex
Molecular function (GO): cytoskeletal motor activity; protein binding; ATP binding
Source: RefSeq, a predicted model, not a curated record
CUCUAGUGUCAGUGCAGCGCUGCUAUGGGAGAGACGUCAUAAUGUCAUAACGUCUCUCCUAAUGAGAGGAGCCGGCAGCCAGAGACGGAGGGCAGCGCAGCAGCGGUCUAGAAGCAGGAGCGGGGCUGACACCGCUGCUUCAUGUCUCUGAAUAACCCGGCAGGAUGGUCAUUUUACGGCAGGGCGAUUAUGUCUGGCUGGACCUCAAGACGGGGCGAGAGUUCGAUGUUCCGGUCGGAGCAGUGGUUAAGCUCUGUGACUCCGGUCAGAUCCAGGUUCUGGAUGAUGAAGGAAAUGAACACUGGAUUUCUCCGCAAAAUGCCACACACAUCAAACCAAUGCACCCCACCUCAAUCCACGGGGUGGAAGACAUGAUCCGCCUGGGAGAUCUCAACGAGGCCGGGAUCCUUCGUAACCUGCUCAUUAGAUACCGGGAUCACCUCAUAUAUACGUACACCGGAUCAAUUUUAGUUGCGGUGAACCCUUACCAGCUACUACCCAUCUACACCCCGGACCAGAUUCGCCUGUACACCAACAAGAAGAUCGGAGAAAUGCCGCCUCACAUCUUUGCCAUAGCCGACAACUGCUACUUCAACAUGCAGCGAAACAGUAAGGACCAGUGCUGUAUCAUUAGCGGCGAGUCUGGCGCAGGUAAGACGGAAAGCACCAAGUUAAUCCUGCAGUUCCUGGCAGCGAUCAGCGGGCAGCAUUCGUGGAUAGAGCAGCAAGUACUGGAAGCCAAUCCUAUCUUAGAAGCUUUCGGCAACGCCAAGACCAUUCGCAACGACAACUCCAGCCGGUUUGGAAAAUACAUCGAUAUACAUUUCAACAAGAAAGGGGCCAUCGAAGGGGCCAAGAUCGAGCAGUACCUGCUGGAGAAGUCUCGUGUCUGCAGACAGGCUCAGGAUGAGCGGAACUACCACGUCUUCUACUGUAUGCUGAAAGGGAUGUCUGCGGACCAGAAGAAGAAGUUGGGACUGGGCAAAGCCACCGACUACAACUACCUCUGUAUGGGGAACUGCACCACCUGUGACGGCAGAGAUGACAGUAAGGAAUAUGCCAACAUUCGAUCUGCCAUGAAAGUAUUGAUGUUUACUGAAACCGAGAACUGGGAGAUCUCCCGGCUACUGGCUGCCAUAUUGCACAUGGGCAACCUCCGCUAUGAAGCCCGCAUGUAUGAUAACUUGGACGCCUGCGAAGUGGUUUAUUCCACCUCAUUAACCACAGCGGCGACACUGCUGGAGGUUGAGCCUCAAGACCUGAUGAACUGCCUCACGAGCCGGACCAUUAUCACCAGAGGGGAGACCGUGUCCACCCCCCUCAGCAUGGAGCAGGCUCUGGAUGUCAGGGACGCCUUUGUUAAGGGAAUAUACGGCCGCCUGUUUGUGUGGAUUGUAGAGAAGAUCAACGCGGCUAUUUACAGACCUCUAUCCAGUGAACCGAAAGUCCUCAGGAAAUGCAUCGGGCUGCUGGAUAUAUUUGGGUUUGAGAACUUCACUGUAAACAGCUUCGAGCAACUCUGCAUCAACUUUGCCAACGAGAAUCUUCAGCAGUUCUUUGUCCGACACGUCUUCAAGUUGGAGCAGGAGGAGUAUAACUUGGAGAACAUCAACUGGCAGCAUAUUGAGUUCACGGACAAUCAGGACGCCCUGGAUAUGAUCGCCAUCAAACCCAUGAACAUCAUCUCGCUCAUCGAUGAGGAGAGCAAGUUUCCCAAGGGUACAGACACCACCAUGCUGAAUAAGCUCAACAACCAGCACAAACUGAACACCUAUUACAUCCCACCGAAAAACAACUAUGAGACGCAAUUUGGGAUCAGCCACUUUGCCGGCAUUGUGUACUAUGAAACCAAAGGAUUCCUGGAGAAGAACCGGGACACCCUCCACGGGGACAUCAUACAACUGGUUCACUCCUCCAAGAACAAAUUCAUCAAGCAGAUCUUUCAGGCUGACGUGGCCAUGUUUCUCUGUGGCUAUCUCAGCAGUGCUUUUGGCCAAUCAUCUACCCCUCCUGCAAAGGGGGCUGAGACCAGGAAGCGCUCGCCCACCUUGAGCAGUCAGUUCAAGCGUUCUCUGGAGCUGCUGAUGAGGACGCUAAGCGUGUGUCAGCCCUUCUUUGUGCGCUGCAUUAAACCCAAUGAGUACAAGAAGCCUUUGCUGUUUGACAGAGAGUUGUGUAUCCGCCAGCUGAGGUACUCAGGAAUGAUGGAGACCAUCCGAAUCCGCAGGGCAGGAUACCCCAUACGUUACACCUUUGUGGAGUUUGUGGAUCGAUAUCGAGUGUUAAUGCCGGGAGUGAAGCCUGCGUACAAACAGGGGGAUCUGCGAGGGACGUGCCAACGUAUAGCGGAGUGCGUGCUAGGGAAGGACGAUGAUUGGCAGAUAGGCAAAACAAAGAUUUUCCUGAAGGACCACCACGACAUGCUACUGGAAAUCGAAAGAGACAAAGCUAUCACUGACAAGGUCAUCCUCAUCCAGAAAGUGGUGCGGGGCUUCAAAGACAGGUCCAAUUUCUUAAAAGUCCGAAAAUCUGCUUUGCUGAUCCAGAGAUACUGGCGAGGGCAUAACUGCAGGAAGAACUACACCGUGAUGAAGAUAGGUUUUCUGCGGCUUCAGGCCUUGUACCGCUCCAGGAAGCUUCACCAGCAGUACCAUAUCGCUCGCAAACGUAUCAGUCACUUCCAGGCACGGUGCCGUGGUUACCUAGUGCGAAAGGCUUUCAGGCACCGGCUGUGGGCUGUGUUCACCAUUCAGGCCUACUCCAGGGGGAUGAUUGCACGACGACUGUACAGGCGCCUUAAGGGAGAGUAUUACCGGCGCCUGGAAGCGGAGACGAUGCGCGUGGCCGAGGAACAGCGCCUGAAGAAGGAGAUGAGUGCGAAAAAUGCCAAACAGGAAGCAGAGAAGAAUCACCAAGAGCGCCUGGCCCUGCUGGCCCGUGAAGAUGCGGAGAGAGAGGUGAGGGAGAAGGAGGAAGCCAGAAGGAAGAAGGAACUGCUGGACAAGAUGGAGAAGGCCAGAAAUGAACCAGUAAAUGACUCUGACAUGGUGGACAAAAUGUUUGGCUUCCUCGGGAACACAACAUCGCUGCCAGGGCAGGAGGGACAGGCUCCGACCGGUUUUGAGGAUCUGGAGCGAGGUCAGGGCCAAAUGGAGGAGGAGGAUUUGGACGAUACUCCGCCGCUCCCAGAAGAGGAAGAAGAAGACCUUUCCGAGUACAAGUUUGCAAAGUUUGCAGCCACGUACUUCCAGGGCACCACCACCAACACCUACAUCCGGAGACCCCUAAAACAGCCCUUGCUCUACCAUGAAGAUGAAGGUGACCAACUGGCUGCACUUGCUGUCUGGAUUACUAUUCUCCGCUUCAUGGGUGACCUACCAGAGCCAAAGUACCACACGGCCAUGAGCGACGGCAUGGAGAAGAUCCCUGUGAUGACAAAGAUCUACGAGACCCUGGGGAAGAAGACCUAUAAAAGAGAGCUUCAGGCCCUACAAGGAGAGGGGGAGAACGCGCACAUUGACAGCCAGAAGAGGAACAGUGUCCGGCACAAGCUGGUCUCGCUCACUUUAAAGAAGAAGUCGAAGUUAACAGAGGAGGUGACUAAGAGACUUCAUGACGGAGAGUCCACCCUGCACGGGAACAGCAUGCUGGAAGAUCGCCCCACCUCUAACCUGGAGAAACUCCAUUUCAUUAUCGGGAACGGCAUCCUGAGGCCUGCGCUACGGGAUGAAAUCUACUGCCAAAUCUCCAAGCAGCUCACCCAGAACCCCUCCAAGAGCAGCCAUGCCCGUGGCUGGAUCCUCAUGUCUCUGUGCGUGGGAUGCUUCGCCCCCUCAGAGAAAUUUGUCAAGUACCUCAGAAACUUUAUCAAUGGCGGCCCCCCGGGAUACGCUCCUUACUGUGAAGAGCGCCUGAGAAGGACGUUUGCUAAUGGUACCAGGACGCAGCCCCCAAGCUGGCUGGAGCUUCAGGCCACCAAGUCCAAGAAGCCGAUCAUGCUCCCGGUGACCUUCAUGGAUGGGACAACGAAGACCCUUCUCACUGACUCGGCCACCACAGCCAAGGAGCUCUGCAACUCACUGUCAGACAAAAUCAGCCUGAAAGAUAGAUUUGGGUUCUCGUUAUACAUAGCGCUGUUCGAUAAGGUGUCCUCGCUGGGCAGUGGGAAUGACCAUGUGAUGGACGCUGUGUCUCAGUGCGAGCAGUACGCCAAGGAGCAGGGGGCGCAGGAGAGGAACGCACCCUGGAGACUCUUCUUCAGGAAGGAGAUCUUCACCCCAUGGCACAACCCUACCGAGGACAACGUUGCGACCAAUCUCAUCUAUCAGCAGAUUGUCCGGGGGGUGAAGUUUGGAGAGUACAGAUGUGACAAGGAGGAGGAUCUGGCGGAGCUGGCGUCACAGCAGUAUUACGUUGACUAUGGCUCCGAGCUGAUAAUAGAGAGAUUACUAAAUCUCAUCCCAUCCUACGUCCCAGACCGAGAGAUCACACCCUCCAAAAACGUGGAGAAAUGGGCUCAGCUAAUAAUCGCAGCACAUAAAAAGGGCAUAUACGCCCUCAGGCGAUCGGAUGCCCAGAAAAUCAAGGAGAACGUAGUGGACUUCGCUCGAUUCAAGUGGCCUUUGUUGUUCUCUAGGUUUUAUGAGGCCUUCAAGUUCUCAGGACCAAGUUUGCCCAAGAAUGAUGUGAUUGUGGCUGUUAACUGGACCGGGGUCUAUUUUGUGGAUGAGCAGGAGCAGGUUCUCCUGGAGUUGUCCUUCCCGGAGAUUAUGGCUGUGUCCAGCAGCAGAGGCGGUAAGCUGCAGGGGCAGAGUUUCACCCUGGCCACCAUUAAGGGAGAUGAAUACACCUUCACUUCCAACAAUGCAGAAGACAUCAGAGACCUGGUGGUGACCUUCCUGGAAGGACUGAGGAAAAGAUCUAAAUAUGUGGUGGCCCUGCAGGAUAACGCUAACCCUGCAGGAGAAAAUUCCGGAUUCCUCAGUUUUCUGAAAGGAGAUCUAAUCCUUCUGGACCAGGACACCGGUGAAACGAUAAUGAAUUCAGGCUGGGCUCACGGGUACAAUGAAAGGAGCAAACAGAAAGGGGACUUCCCUACGGAGAUUGUGUACGUCAUGCCGACCGUCACAAAGCCUCCUAUGGAGGUUGUGUCGUUAGUUACGAUGACGCCAGACCAGAAACAGGAUGUAGUGCGGACAGUCCAGAUGGCCACAUCGGAGCAUGAGGAAAAGGUGAAGCCGUACACGCUGGAGGACUUCUCCUACGACUACUUCAGGCCGCCUCCGAAGCACACGCUGAGCCGCGUGAUGAUCACUAAGAACCGAGGAAAGGACAAGUUGUGGUGCUACACCCGGGAGCCUAUCAAACAGGCCCUCCUGCGGAAGGUGUUACUGAGUGACGAGCUGUCGCAGGAAGCCUGCAUGGCCUUCAUCGCUAUAUUAAAGUACAUGGGAGAUUACCCGUCCAAACGUAUGCGCUCAGUCAACGAGUUGACAGAUCAAAUCUUCGAAGGUGCCUUAAGAGCCGAGCCACUGAAGGAUGAGAUCUACUGUCAGAUCCUCAAGCAGCUCACCGACAACCAUAUCAAGUACAGCGAAGAGAAGGGCUGGGAACUCCUCUGGUUGACCACCGGCCUCUUCCCACCCAGCAACCUCCUCCUGCCUCAUGUGCAGCGAUUUAUCCAGACCCGCAAGCAGCACGUCCUGGCGGCGGAUUGUAUGCACCGGCUGCAGCGGGCUCUCCGGAACGGCUCCAGAAAGUAUCCGCCACAUUUGGUUGAGGUGGAAGCGAUCCAGCAUAAAACCACCCAGAUUUUCCACAAAGUGUACUUUCCCGACGACAUGGAUGAGGCGUUUGAAGUAGAAUCUAGCACCAAGGCCAAGGAUUUCUGCCAGGAUAUUGCUAACCGGCUGCUCCUGAAAUCCCCGGAAGGCUUUAGUCUGUUUGUGAAGAUUUCCGAUAAGGUGAUAAGUGUCCCAGAAGGAGAUUUUUUCUUUGACUUUGUCCGACAUCUGACAGACUGGAUAAAGAAAGCCCGACCUUCCAAGGACGGAAUUGUGCCUUCUCUCACCUACCAAGUGUUCUUUAUGAAGAAAUUGUGGACGAAUACUGUUCCCGGAAAGGACUCGAUGGCUGAUUCCAUCUUUCACUACUAUCAGGAGUUACCAAAGUACCUACGUGGGUACCACAAGUGCACCCGGGAAGAUGUCCUGCAGUUGGCCGCUUUGAUCUACAGGGUCAGGUUUGAAGACGACAAGUCCUACUUCCCAAACAUCCCCAAAAUGCUGAAGGAACUGGUCCCCCAAGAUCUUAUCCGGCAAUUAAAUCCAGAUGACUGGAAGAGGUCCAUUAUUGCCUACUUCAAUAAACAUGCCGGGAAGACCCGAGAGGAAGCCAAAAUUGCCUUUCUGAAGAUAAUCUUCAAGUGGCCAACGUUCGGAUCAGCUUUUUUUGAAGUUAAGCAAACCACUGAGCCGCAUUUCCCUGAAAUUCUCCUGAUCGCGAUAAACAAACAUGGCGUCAGCCUGAUAGACCCCAAAACAAAGGAUAUCCUGGCCACACAUCCCUUCACCAAGAUCUCCAACUGGAGCAGCGGGAACACCUACUUCCACAUAACCAUCGGGAAUCUGGUGAGAGGCAGCAAGUUGCUGUGUGAGACUUCUCUGGGGUACAAGAUGGACGACCUGUUGACAUCUUACAUCAGCCAGAUGCUGACGUCAAUGAGUAAACAGAGAGGGGCGAAAGGCAGCAAGUGAACUGAGCGUGACCGCUGGUGCCUUGCCGUUGACCUAAUUCGCUGUUCGAAGUCUGUGGGGUACCCCUGCAGCUGGGGCAAGACGUUCUCUCCCCAGGUCUGGAAUAUGAGCAGGGCGGAAUCCCAAAUCUCAUCUGAUUCAGACACAGAAGGUUCUAGCGCACCAUCCAGCGAGGAUGACUACCUGUGACUCAGCCCUGAGCGGUGGACACUUAUGUUGGGAGACGCAUUGAUUAAGACUUUACUAUUUUGCAAGGAAGGAGCCUCUGCAGAGAGAGGCAGAGGUCACGUAUUUAUUUUAUCGGUGGAGCCACAGAACAGGACCCACCCACCCCAUACAUGUUCCAUCUGCAAGAGUCCAUGGGAGAGGUCAUACAAGGAGAACAUGUCCACCUGGAUUUAAUGAAACAGAUUAUAAUAUAUUUCAAAUCACAGUGUCCUCUCAGGGUCGUACAAUAUUUGAGAGCAAAUUUGACAAGAUAUAUUAUUUAUUUAACUUAAAUAUGACGUACCAUAUUGUUUUAAAAUUUUGAAUUUGAAAAAAAAUAUGAUUGAGAAAAGAGAAUUGGAUCCUCUAAGUUUUUUUGUGUGCGUAUAAUAUCUGCACGAGACCCUAUCCGGAAGGACAGUGUUACACAGGGAUAAUAUUCUGUUCCAAAAGUGUUUGUGAGGAUGAGCCAAUGGUUUCUAGGAUAUGGAAAGCCAAUAAAGCAAUCUUAGAGAGAAGACAUCAUUUUGGUUCCCUGCUCCGAGGUUUGGCAAAUGCUGCUGGUCCUGUGGGUCUGGAACUGGCAGGCAUGCCAUAAAGAUAAACAAUGUUCCUAUCUCUUCUCAUUCUUCUCUUUGUUGCGGAAAUAAUAAAUUAUUUGGAUUUUAACAUUU